This is a messenger RNA of Rosa rugosa (rugosa rose), 1600 nucleotides long. RefSeq names its product ethylene-responsive transcription factor RAP2-12-like. Lineage: Eukaryota; Viridiplantae; Streptophyta; Magnoliopsida; Rosales; Rosaceae. The coding region runs from base 124 to 1305 and encodes 393 amino acids. Gene Ontology annotation, biological process: regulation of DNA-templated transcription; ethylene-activated signaling pathway. The transcript has 3 exons. Gene Ontology annotation, molecular function: DNA-binding transcription factor activity; DNA binding. The record is from RefSeq and is a predicted model, not a curated record.
AAUAAAUUUUUUUUUUUUAGCGAAGCCUCUCUCUCGUUCGAUUCGCUUCUAAAACACAAAACCAAGUCCAACUUGUUUCUGCAUAAUCUUUCAACCCUUUUCAACUCCCAAGUCCUCUCGAUAAUGUGUGGAGGUGCUAUUAUUUCCGAUUUCAUCCCGCCGACGCGGUCCCGGCGAGUCACCGCCGCCGACUUCGUCUGGCCUGAUCUCAAGAAAUCCAGCUCCGGCAAGCGGUUCGCCGCCGGCGGCCGGCCUCUCCGGUCCGAAAUCCUAGGAUUGAACGACGAUUUCGAGGCUGAUUUCCAGGAAUUCAAGGACGAGUCUGAUGUGGACGACGAUGAGGAGAUGGUCGAUUCCAGGCCCUUCGCUUUCUCCGCCGGAAAAACGACCUCUUCUACUGCUCGUGGCUCCAAGACUGUGAAAUCUGUGGAGUGCAAUAGCCAAGCUGAGAAAUCUGCAAAAAGGAAGAGGAAGAACCAGUAUAGGGGAAUUCGUCAGCGUCCAUGGGGUAAGUGGGCUGCCGAGAUCCGAGACCCAAGGAAAGGAGUCCGGGUUUGGCUCGGAACCUUCAACACUGCUGAAGAGGCUGCAAGGGCCUAUGAUGCUGAGGCACGUAGAAUUCGUGGCAAGAAAGCCAAGGUGAAUUUUCCUGAAGAACCCCCUCGUGCUUCUGCAAAGCGUGCUGUCAAGGCAAAUCCUCAGAAAGUUCUACCCAAAACAAACUUGGACAAUAUCCAGUCUAAUCUGAACCAGAACUUCAAUUUUGUGAAUGGCUCUGAUCAAGAUUACUACAAUUCUAUGAGUUUCCUGGAAGAGAAACCCCAAACUAAUAAUUUUGGGUACAUGGACUCUGUCCUUACCAAUGGAGACUUUGGGCUGAAAUCCUCCACUCUAUCUGACGCUGCCGCUCUGUAUUUCAGUUCUGAUCAGGGAAGCAAUUCCUUUGACUGUUCUGACUUUAGUUUGUUUGAACAAGGUUCAAAGACUCCUGAAAUCUCAUCUGUUCUUUCAUCUGUUCUGGAAGAAAAUGAGAACUCACUGUUUCUUGAGGAUGCUAAUCCAACAAAGAAACUGAAGGCUAACCCUGAGGAUCUUGUGCCUGCUGAGAAUAAUGUUGUUCCAAAGACACUAUCUGAGGAGUUGUCAGCUUUUGAGAUGAAAUAUUGUCAGACGCCAUAUCUGGAGGGGAGCUGGGAUACUUCCAUUGAUACCUUUCUCAAUGGUGAUGCAACCCAGGAUGGUUGUAACCCAGUGGAUCUUUGGAGCUUUGAUGACCUUCCUUCAAUGUCUGGGGGAGUUUUCUAAGCGCACCAGCUUUUCAAGUUUAUGUAAAUAAAGCUACAUGUUAGAAGGGUUUCGCCGGAGUGCAAGCAGUGGAACAUGCACAAGGCUUGUGUGGGGAGUAUUUUAAGCUGUAGCUGCUGGUGUAUUGGGGAGUAUAUAGGUAUUAGGUUUACUUCUACCUUGAAAGACUUAUUUUCGCUUGCUAAACUUGUUGUUUGUACUGAUGUGAUGGGAAUGUGUGAGCCGUGAUGAUACUGAAACCUGAUGAUUGUGAACUUUGGUUUGUUUUAAUUUAUUCAGGUCUUUUCUUAUACAA